AUGUCUGCAGAGAAGCCAAAGAGGCUACAUGCAAAGCGCUCCUUCUUGGAGCCGCUGCGUGUGCCGCAGCGUCGAAGGUCCUCAAAAGAGGAGGGGGAGUCCCCGGCGAGUCCAGCCAAGUCGUCGGCACCGAAGAGUGCUAUUGAAUGGCUGAAGUUUGCCUCGCAUCUCCUCAUCGCCAGCAGCGGCAGCGGUGAGGCGGAGGAGCGCAUGCUGAAGGUGUGCGAGGAGACCGCAGCAAUGCUGUUAGAGGAGGAUGCCAAGAACUGCACCAGUGCCAAAUCCAAGGCGCCGAUGGCGACAGCGGCCAAGGCUUCAGGGUUCAGCCCUGAGGAGGGUGACGGCGCAGUUGAUGGAGCAGAAGGUAACGCGGUCGAGGACGGCAUCGGCGCCGGCACUUUCGCUGCCGUCGAAGAGGAGCCUCCGUCAGCUGAACGUCUGCAGGCCGCCUACUUACUCACGGCUGCCGCGGUGGCUGCAACAGAGGCGCACCGGCUUACCGCCGCAGAGUCAGCCGUUCGCUUGGCUCGCGCUGCAGUUGAGGCGUACCGGUGCCCGAUGACCGCCAGCACCCUGGCGAUGGCCUGUGUGCGAUGGGGGGCGACGAGCCGCGACGUCAACAGUCGCACCACGGCCUUUGAGACCGCGUUGGCCGUCAUCGAUGUAGCGAGCAAAGAGCUACUCGAGCGUGAGACGCUCCUUGAGGAGGAGAUUGGGUACAUGCUGCGCAUGGCAUGGAUGCUGGUGGGCAUAGGCGCCUCAGAUAACGCCCACCAGCAGCUAACGGUUGUGCUGAAGCACAACCCGAAGAGCUACAUGGGGCUCCUUCUUCUAACACUCCUGCACACUGUAGAAGGCGACUACGACAGCGCCAACAACUCUGUCACGCACCUGCUCGAUGCGUACCCACAAGACGUGGUCGGUAUUGUCGUCCACGCGGCGGUGCUGCAAAAGUGCAGGCUGCCAGAGUCCGCUGAUGGGCACGGCAAGGGUGCGGCGGCGGCGGCGGCGGAGCUGGCAAUUGCCAUGGCACGUAUCGCAGUGCUGAGCGACGAGGCCGCCAGCGCAGAGGAGGCGGGUCUCAAGAAGAAGUCGCUGAAAGGGCUGUGCACGCACUGCGCGCCUGACGAGGACGUGGAGGGGGGCCCGAAGCACUCCUCCGACGAGCUGAAGCGGCGCGUUGUGGGGCACUGGGCGCUGCUGGGUCACGUCGCCACGCGACUCGGAUGCACGACAGUGGCAGAGGUCGCCACAGAGGCGGGAACGGCUGCCAUUACACAAAGUAAGAUGCUCUGCCGGCGCUCUUUUGCCGACCUGCAGUGUAGCCAGGCGCGUCUCUCGCUGGCCCGUCUCAGGGAGCGCAUCGCGGCGCAGCACAUUCACCACGCCGGCGGCCUGUCUGUACCGCUGGUACGUGAUAUCAAUUUACUGGCCAUCCUGAACUUCGACACCGUCGCCUCUGCUGACCUGGCGCGUAUGGUUCCCGGCUUGCCACUGACCUCCAGCGCUACAGAGAGCAUAUGUGGCGCAUCGCUGGUUUCCCCUGACUCAGGGACACAGCAUUUGCUGCCGCCUAAGAUGUUCGAUGCUGUUGCAUCGACGCUGUUGGCGGCGGUGGAGGCAUACCCGAACCAUGGGGAGGGGCAUGUGCUGCUCGGCGUGACGCGCCUCCUGGAGGCUUCACAGCCUGGCCUGCCGUCUGACACUCGCCACAAUCGACUGCAGGAGGCUGGGCGGCACUUUGUGAAUUCCAUACAAGCCGACGCGGCAAUGCCAGAGGCGUACCUUGGCGCUGGCGUCGUGGCCGAGGCGCAAGGUGCCAUGGACGAGAGCUUUGACUUCUACACCUCCGCUGCCGAGGUGUCGGUGCACGCCCCGCUGAUCUCGUGGCAGUACUUCGACUAUCUCUACCAAUAA
This is a messenger RNA of Leishmania braziliensis MHOM/BR/75/M2904, 1917 nucleotides long. RefSeq lists its product as hypothetical. NCBI's taxonomy places the organism in Eukaryota, Euglenozoa, Kinetoplastea, Trypanosomatida, Trypanosomatidae. The transcript has a single exon. The record is from RefSeq and is a predicted model, not a curated record. The coding region runs from base 1 to 1917 and encodes 638 amino acids. Gene Ontology annotation, molecular function: protein binding.